AAUCAACGCUACGGGCCACCCUCAAGAUGGCAGAUCCUCAACCCCAGGAGCCGCAGAGUUUGAAGAACAAGUCGCAACGUCGGGCAAUUGCGGAGAGGAAACUUGUCGAAACAGUGAAUGCUCUGUCAGCGGACGACUUCUUUGCAAAGUAUGCACCACGGGAAUCGUUGACCGAAUUGGGGGUUGGUCACCCUGAGGUGGAGUUGUCAAGACUCCAGGUGGAUGCUGCAAACCUGCCUAGUCGAUGGUUGGAUGCAUGCCUUAAGUUGAUCGAGCAGACCAGUGCUCAGGACUAUCAAAACUCGGAGAUAAAAUGGUCAACGUCCAAGAAGAGGCGGGAGAUGAAGUCACCGGACAUGAAAUAUAUCAUUCUCUUUGACGGGAACUCUCAUCUUGCCGGCUUCGUCUCUUUCAUGAUCACCUAUGAGGAUGGUUACGAGGUCCUCUAUAUUUACGAGAUUCAUUUUACGCCCGAGUGGCAGGGGAAGGGACUGGGCAAAAAGCUCAUGACCGUCGCCGAGCUCAUUGGCUACAACGUCGGAAUCACCAAAGUCAUGUUGACUGUCUUCAGGGCAAACAGUCGAGCUGUCACCUGGUAUACGCGACUGGGUUAUGAAGAAGACGAUUUCUCUCCCGCUCCACGUAAGUUGAGAAACGGCACUGUCAAAGAACCGGGUCACAUCAUUCUCUCGAAGCAAGUGAAAAGAUAAUCAAUCCCAUUGAGGGCCCUUUUUAUAUCUGGCGUACGCUUUUGCCCUUCAUCUCGGGUCUCUCCAUCUCCCAUUCAUCGCGCAUGACCGCAAACAAGGUGUCUCCAACAAGAAUGGUCAAGCCCAAACUCCAAACCAGCGUGAUGGCAUAGAAAAAGUUGGCAUUGCCCGACCCGGCGUAAAUCCACAAAUGGUGGAAUGCAGGUCCUAGCAGGGUCGAAUAAAGCAG
Molecule: messenger RNA, 939 nt
Organism: Cladophialophora immunda
Lineage: Eukaryota; Fungi; Ascomycota; Eurotiomycetes; Chaetothyriales; Herpotrichiellaceae
Exons: 1
Coding region: 27-710 (227 amino acids)
Cellular component (GO): nucleus
Molecular function (GO): histone H2A acetyltransferase activity; histone H4 acetyltransferase activity; protein N-terminal-serine acetyltransferase activity
Source: RefSeq, a predicted model, not a curated record